AUGGAAGUCCUCGAGCUUCCCGCCGAAGCAAAUCCGCUCACGGAGAAUCUGCUCUUUCACGUGCUCCGGUCUGCCGCAUCGAGCGAUCCGCACCAGAUUCAGACUGGCACGAAACAGUUGCAGAAAUGGGAAUCCGAGAAGGGUUUCUACCCACUACUCCAAGCCGCCUUCAUUGACAAAUCCUUGCCUGUAGAGAUCCGCUAUCUCGCCAUUAUUCAGCUGAAGAACGGCAUUGACAAGUACUGGAGGAAGACUGCCACGAAUGCGGUCAGCAAAGAAGACAAGACCCUCAUCCGUUCGAGGCUACUGGAAAGCGGAGUCAAUGAGGCUGACCAGAGGCUUGCAUUGCAAAAUGCCCUUGUCAUCGCAAAAAUCGUCAGAUUCGAGUUUCCGCACGACUGGCCAGAUGUCAUCAACCACGUGCUCGAUCUCCUCCGCCAGUCCACGUCCCCAGGCGCCAACCCUCUCUAUCUGCCGCGUACCCUCUUGAUCCUUCUUCAUAUCAUCAAGGAAUUGGCCACUGGACGCAUCAUAAGACUUCGCUCUAACCUACUGUCCAUCUCCCCCGAGGUCUUCCGUGUCCUCGGUCAUAUUUACAUGGAAAAGGUCCAGCAAUGGCUGGCAUUCCUGCAGCAUGGAGGCGACGAUGAAGGGGGCGCUCUGGAAAGUAUCGAGCAAAGUCUACUUGCCAUCAAGGUCUUGCGUCGAGUUCUAGUUUCAGGAUUCGAGUUUCCCAACCGCGAUUCUGACGUGCAGCAAUUCUGGGGCAUUGUCCGGAAUCAGCUGGGCGAUUUCCUCACAAUCACAUCGCAGGAACCAUCCACGCUCUCAUCUCCUGUGAAAGAACUCGUCGAAAAGCACCUCCUUCAGCUUGCUAAGCUGCAUCUUGAAAUGUCAAAAACUCACCCUGCUGCCUUCGUUCUGCUUCCCGACUCCAUAAACACUACCAAGGCUUAUUGGGGACUUAUCGUCAAGUUUGGCGAGAACUUCGGCAUCAAACAAGCCUCCAUGGAGGGGCAGAUUGGUACUGAUGGCGACACAGAUGACGAUGAGAAAUCCAUCAUGGAACGUCUCUGUUUGAAAGGCUUGUUGCUGAUACGGGCAUGCCUGAGGAUGGUGUUCAACCCAGCGCAAACUUUCAAGUACCGCCAUGAGCAAGAGAAGCAGGAGAGAGCCGAAGCGACGCAGCUAGUAAAACAGGAGCUCCUCGGUGAAGAUUUCGUACGCGAAAUGAUGGAGACCGUGGUGACGCGUUAUUUUGUCUUCAGGCCAAGUGAUCUUCGUCAGUGGGAAGAGGAGCCGGAUGAGUGGGAAAGACGAGAAGACAUGGAGGGUGAUGAUAUUGAGUACUCGAUAAGGUCUUGCGCCGAGAGACUCUUCCUCGAUUUGGCCAUAAACUUCAAGACUCUCGUCCAACCACUCCUCCAGGUGUUCUAUUCCGUGGCUUCACCAGACAACGAGAACAUCCUCUUCAAAGAUUCCGUCUACACUGCUGUCGGCUUAGCGGCCCCUGUUCUUCAUCACGAGCUCGACUUCGAUGGUUUCAUCAGAUCCACGCUGGUCGCCGAGGUUCAAAAGCAGAAGCCUGGCUACAAUCUUUUGCGCCGUCGGAUAGCGAUAUUGCUGGGCCAAUGGAUCACGAUCAAGGUUUCUGAUGAAACUCGGCCCCUCGUCUACCAGAUCUUCGAUCACUUGCUCAACAAAGAAGAUCCGUUGAACGACCAUGUUGUCCGCGUCACGGCCGGACGCCAGUUCAAGAACAUCGCUGAUGACUGGGACUUCAAGAUUGAGGGCUUUAUGCCCCAUGCCUCGAAUGUGCUAAACCGCCUAAUGGCUCUCAUCGGCGAGGUUGAACUGAGCGAGACGAAAAUGGCGCUUCUGAAUACCAUCAGUGUUGUGGUCGAGCGCCUCGAACAUCAUAUUACGCCAUAUGCGAACAGCAUUGUUUCGUUGUUGCCACCUCUUUGGGAGCAAUCCGGUGAGGAGCAUCUCAUGAAGCAGGCAAUCCUCACAAUCCUGGCUCGUCUCAUCAAUGCCAUGAAGGCCGAGUCGGUCCCCCUUCAUUCCAUGGUGAUCCCAAUCAUCAAGAACACUCUUGAACCUGGCUCGGACACACAGGUCUACCUUCUAGAGGAUGCCCUCGAACUGUGGCACGCAGUACUCAUCCAAACACCGGUGCCGGCUUCCCCAGAGGUCCUCUCGCUUGCACCGUAUCUCAUCCCCACACUCGAGCUCGGUAGUGAAAGCCUCCGGAAGACACUCGAGAUUGCAGAGGUGUACCUUCUCUUAGCACCAACUGAGAUGUGCUCCGACCAUCUCCGUACAGCUCUUUUGAGCUCGCUUUCAUCGCUUCUCGGCUCCCUGCGACCCGAAGCUAACGGUCUUGUCACUCACCUCGUGGAAGUUUACUUCUUCACUGGUCUCCUGGAUGGGCUGAAGGGAGCCUGGGAAGCCCACCAGAAGACCGGCCCCAACGCUCGGCCCUCUGCUGUCGACGGCAUUGUCGAGACGGACUACUGGACCGUCAUUGCCCGUAUCGGCCUCGCCUCCAACCGUGUUCUCCUCGGCGCCAUCGAAGCUGCACAAACCCGGACCUCGGCCGACGGUACACAAGAUGCUGCCGAAGCACUCGAAGCGCGCAUGAAGUGGCUGUUGGAGGAGUGGUUCGACCACCUUGACAAUAUCGCGGCACCGGUCAGCAAAAAGCUGAUGUGCUUGGCUAUCACAAAGUUGCUUGAGACCGGCAAGGACUGGAUCUUGAUCAAGCUGCAAGACCUGAUGACAAUGUGGACGGACAUUGUCAUCGAACUGACAGAUGGCAAUGCGGACCCAAGCGUGGAUUGUUUGGUAUGGCAACGCGAAGACCAGCAGGCAGAGACCCCUGAAGCACCAGACGAGGUCCGCCGCCGCGAUAUGAUUUUUACCGAUCCCGUUCAUAUCGUGAACAUCAUGCCCUUCAUCCGUGACCACUUGCAGCAAGCCAUAGCCGCAUGUGGUGGGCAGGACAGGUUCAGAGAUGAGUGGUUGGUCAACGUAGACAAAGACGUGAUUGAGGCUUUCGGAAAGCUUGGAAUCAUGUAA
Messenger RNA from Lasiodiplodia theobromae, 3081 nucleotides. Its product is annotated as Importin 11. The record is from RefSeq and is a predicted model, not a curated record. NCBI's taxonomy places the organism in Eukaryota, Fungi, Ascomycota, Dothideomycetes, Botryosphaeriales, Botryosphaeriaceae. Gene Ontology annotation, cellular component: cytosol; nuclear envelope. Bases 1 to 3081 code for a protein of 1026 amino acids. Gene Ontology annotation, molecular function: small GTPase binding. Gene Ontology annotation, biological process: protein import into nucleus. The transcript is spliced from 8 exons.